AUGCCUGGAUUAUAUGAGAAGCUGAUUUUGGUGGCAGCGGUGGCUCUGGCUGUCUUGGCCGUGGUGAGGUCGUCCCCCGUGGUUGGACCGGAGCCCAUCCGCUGUGCCCCCUGCUCACAGGAGAGACUCAAUGACUGUCCUGCCAUCCCUGUGGACUGCAGGCAGGUGCUAAGGGAGCCGGGAUGUGGCUGCUGCAUGGCCUGCGCUCUGGAGAAAGGGGCGUCCUGCGGGGUCCACACGGCCCACUGUGGAGAGGGUCUCCGCUGCUCCCCGAGGCCCGAUGAGGCCAUGCCGCUCCACGCUCUGACCAGAGGACAGGGGGUCUGCACUGAGGACCAUGCUACAGGGGAAGAUGAUGUCCCUGACCAAGGCUCCUUGCACUACCUGCUGGGUCUUAACCUUCCCUUGGACCAGGACACUGCUGAGGGCCAAGAGAGCAUCAAGGCCAGGGUCAAUGCCAUCCGUAACCAACUGGAUCAACAAGGUCCCUGUCAUAUUGAACUGCAUGCAGCCCUGGACAUGAUUUCCAGCUCUCAGCAGAAACUAGGAGAGAGGUUCACAACUUUCUACCUACCCAACUGUGAUAAGCAUGGCUUCUACAAGUCCAAGCAGUGUGAGUCAUCCCUGGUCGGACCGCCCGCUCGCUGCUGGUGUGUCUCUUCCUGGAAUGGGAAGAAGCUCCCAGGAACCAGCGACCUGCUGGCUGACUCAUCAGAGUGUCACCAAGAAGUCACCCACUAAA
Molecule: messenger RNA, 742 nt
Organism: Notothenia coriiceps (black rockcod)
Lineage: Eukaryota; Metazoa; Chordata; Actinopteri; Perciformes; Nototheniidae
Product: insulin-like growth factor-binding protein 1
Exons: 4
Coding region: 1-741 (246 amino acids)
Biological process (GO): regulation of insulin-like growth factor receptor signaling pathway
Cellular component (GO): extracellular region
Molecular function (GO): insulin-like growth factor I binding; insulin-like growth factor II binding
Source: RefSeq, a predicted model, not a curated record